This is a messenger RNA of Mytilus trossulus (common blue mussel), 1034 nucleotides long. RefSeq names its product sulfotransferase 1C2-like. Lineage: Eukaryota; Metazoa; Mollusca; Bivalvia; Mytilida; Mytilidae. Bases 85 to 1005 code for a protein of 306 amino acids. The record is from RefSeq and is a predicted model, not a curated record. Gene Ontology annotation, molecular function: sulfotransferase activity. The transcript is spliced from 6 exons. Gene Ontology annotation, cellular component: cytoplasm. Gene Ontology annotation, biological process: sulfation.
GUUUUAUAUACCCACAUUUAUAAACCUUUAUAAAUAUCGUAUCAAUCAUAAACAUUAUCUCUAUACAGAAGUUAACAAGUUAUAAUGGCGGAUACACACGAUCUUCCCCUAAAAGUACAUAACGAAAGCGUUACUGAUUCCAAUUUGGUGAUUUAUCCGUUUACCCGACUAGGAAACGAAACAUUUAUUUCGGGUCCCGCUAUCAAGGAACAUGGUAUAGAGAAGAACUUUAAAACCAUUCGGACCCUUAAAACAAAAGACACAGAUAUACUACUGUGUACUGCUAUGAAAUCAGGAACACACUGGUGCCAUGAGAUAUUAUCCAUGUUACUCUCUCAUACUACAGAAUAUAACACAAAAGGUGUUUUACAUCACAUGUUGUUAGACUUAGCAGCACACUUCUUCGAUAAACUAGACGAGAUGGAGGACCCUAGACUAUUCACAACGCAUUUACCAUUCCAUCAUCUACCAAUUCAUCACGUUAAAAAUGGAUACAAAAUUAUAUACCUCAAUAGAAAUCCGAAAGAUAGAUGGGUUUCUAAUUACACAUUUCUUCAUGGGAAGCUUGGAAUACCAGACUGGACAUGGAAUGAAUUUUUUGAUAAGAUGAUCCUUAAAGAUGACUUACAAGGAGGCUGGUUUAACUUUACAAAGGGAUUUGAAAAGGCGGCACAAGUUGAGACAUCAAAUAUAUUACCAGUUAAAUAUGAAGAUUUGAAACUACAUCCGUUCUCAACGAUUAAAACAAUGGCUGAGUUUAUAAAUAUCUCUUAUACUGACGACUUCAUCAGAGAGAUAAUAGAAAAGUGCAGUUUCUUGAAUAUUAAACAACACAAGUACGACUCCUCAAGAAUGAUCGACCCAAAUCAUGAAUCGACAUUAUUCCGAAAAGGUAUUAUAGGCGACUGGAAGAACUGGUUUACUGUAGCACAGAAUGAGAAAUUUGAUGAAAUGUACAGAGAUGAAAUGAAGGACUAUGAUGUUAACUUUAUAUAUGAACAAUAAUAAAAAUAAUAAAUUUUGUUUUAAUAAUA